GCGGGGAGGCCGCCGCCGGGCGUGCGGGGGGUGCCCGGGGCCCAGCGGAGCCCCGCGCCUCCCCCGGAACGGUGCCGGGCAGGGCGGCCCCGCCGGCUGCAGGAUCGCUGUGGCCCGUUCCCAGUGGGCGGCUGUGGUCGGGGAGCUGCUGCAGCCCGCCGCGCUGGAGCGGUGUGUGUGUGUGUGUCUGUGUCUGUGUGUGUCCCAGGAGCUGCGUCUUUCGCUUGAGCUCGCCUCGGCGUUCCGACGAGGUUGAUCCCCGCGGCCGCAGCUGAGCGGUCGGCCCGGAUCCCGCAGCAGGUGCUCCGAGGCGCUGCUGAGGACGGGCCCGGAGCGGCCUCCCCGCUCGCUGUCCGCGCUCUGGGCAGCAGCGGAGCUGGUAAUCCGGAAGCAGCGGUGCUGUCCUUCGCCGGUUUCCCAAAUGCUUUCCUAAAAAUGUGUGCGUGUUGAGUGGUACUCAUCGCAUCCUGCCUUCACCUGUGGGCAGGUGGAUGACCGCACGAGACACGGAGCUCUGGAGAGAGACACACUGCAUGUGGGUCGUGCAGGAGGUGACAGGGAUCUGCGACCACAGAACAGAGCAGUCUUCAGAUCAGUGGUUCACAAAUAGACAUGCUGUGCGUUGUGUGCAAGUUCUCCGUCUUCACACAAUCACAGAAUGGCCCAGGUUGGAAGGGACCACAAGGAUCAUGAAUCUUCAACCCUCCUGCCACACUCAGGGCCACCAACCUCCACAUUUAACACUAGACCAGGCUGCCUAGGGAUUGUCUUCACAGAUCUCGUUUCCCUAUUCAUAAAAUAAGAAAUGGACACUCAUCCACUUACUGAACAAAGCGUCAUUCUGUUUGACAUAUCUCCUCUCCACAGAGCUUGGGACACAGAAAUGUGGUUUUCCUAUCUCCUGUCUGCCAGAUGUGUGCCAAGAAACUGGGCUGAGAUGGGUGAAGCCUGCAGACCCUUUGCUGACUGCAGUACUUCUUCCAGUCUGCGGUUUACUGUACUCUGCUGUUUGUACUGAGUACUAUUUAAUAGUUUUCCUUAAGGGAAAUGGACGGGAUGAUGGGAUAGACUUCGAUCCAUUUUUAAACUGGACUUUGUGUUUUAAAUAGCUUUUUUUCCUCUCUUACUAAUUAGUCUGUUAAUUCUAUAAUUUGUAGGUCUUUCAGAACAUCAAAGGGAACUUGGUUUUCCUAGACAAUGUGGUUAGUAAUGGCCUAAUUCAGCAUUUCUUGUUGAAGUUUCAUGGUAAGCUAUGGCUUACUGUAGCUACUAUACCAUCAUUUUCUAUGCCAUAGCUUCGGAGACUAAAUAAAGAAUUUUGGAAAUAUUGACAAUUAUUUGGAAUAUUGACAAUUAGCUGUCCCUUUGUACAUAUUACUUGUGAGACCACACCUUGGAUGUUGUGUUUGGUCCUACAGAAGGGACACUGAGUUGCUCAAGUGUGCGCAGAGAGUAGUGAGGAAGGGAUGAGAAAACAAGACCAACAAGGAGCAGCAAAACGAACUGGGGCUGUUUAAAUCUGAAGACUUCACAGCCCCCUACAGCUGUCUGAAAGGAGGUCACAGUGAGGAGGGUGCUGGUCUCAUUCCUUGGGUGACAAAUGAUAGGGCAUGAGUCAGUGACCUCAGGUUGCACCAGGGGAGGGUUAGACUGCGUAUCAGGAAGAAUGUCUUCAAAGAUAGAGUGGCCAGGCAUUAGAAAAGACUGCCCAGGGAGGUGCAGGAGUCCCCAUCCCUGGAGGUAUUUAAGAGAUGAGUGGACGUGACACUGAGGGUCCUGGUUUGGGAUUCAAUAAGUCAGGCUGAUGACUGGACUUGAUGACUUCGAAGGUCUUUUCCAACAUAGAUGUUUUUAUGAUUCAAAUCACCUGGGAGCAUUAGGGUCUUCUUCGUAUGGGCUGGUCAGAAUCAUUGAGGUUGUUCUCAACUGUUUGCUCAGUGAGGCCCAAACUAUGCCCUGACAUUCUUCGCACACUAGAAACUAUUUGUUUUUCUCCAUAUUUUCAUUUAACUUAGCAUAUUACUUGCCUACAUUUAACCACAGAUUGCUACAUUAUACAUUUAUGAUUGUCUUUUUUUUUUUCCCCUGAUAAAGGAGUCUACCCUAUUUAAAUAUACCAAAUCUUGCAUGCAUAGAGGACUACAUGACUACCUUUUUCUGACCUAGUUGUCACCCUUGAAAAAACACUGAAUCCUUAGGAAAAUGGUCUAAAAAUAUCUGGAAGGGGAUUAAGUGGUUCAACAAGUAACGCUCUGAUGGACGACAGAGAAUUUCCACCAAAUGAUCUACAAAUAGACUCAAAGGACAGUCUUCCUGCUGACUAUAGGGUUGAAUGUUUGACCUCUCAUUUGGUUUCUUCAGCUGACGAAAAUGAAAAUCAACUUGACAACGAUGGGAAUGAAGUUUUGACCAGUAGUAGAAUUGCUAUGGGAAGACAGGAUGAAGGUGAGCAGGACAGCAUCAAUAAUAAUGAGAAUAUGGACAGUGGAGACUGUACCCCAGGCUGUAAGGAAAGUGAGACUGAGAGGAGAUCUGUGAAUGUCCAUAUGGACCCUCAGCUGGAGGAAAAGCCUAUCACAGAAAAACAGCCAGGUGGAAAAAGAAGUCCAAGAAGCAAAAGAAGCUCCAGUAAAAAAUCUAAAGGAGUUCCUUCAGUGGGAACCACAGCAAUCAAGGAGGAAAAUACUCUUGUUACACAUACAGAUUCUGUGCAUUCUGAAGGUGCUGUUGAAGCAAAUGAAAAUUCUCACCAAAAAGAACAAAAACAAACGUUGCAGUCCCUUUUCUCUUUGCUCCGUGAAGAGGUUGAGCAGAUGGAUUCAAAGACACUGCCCCUGUGUCUCCAUCAGAUAGCUGAGACCUAUUUUCAAGAGGAGGAAUAUGAGAAGGCAAUAAAGUUCAUUCAGCUUGAACGAUUGUAUCAUGAACAACUGCUUGCAAAUCUUUCUUCUAUACAGGAGCAGUGGGAAAGAAAAUGGAAAGCAGCAGUCUCUAGUCCAGAUAGAACAUUGAGGAAUUCAGCUAAAGAAUUGAGUAGUGAAGAGUUGGAAAAGCUUACUAAAGUUUGUUCUUCACAUCAACAGCCGCAGGCACCCAAAAAUAAGCCAGGAGUCGCAGAAAAUACAUCAGAAAGCAGUUGUUUGCUCAAGUUAAUAGGAUCAGAGCAUUUAAAGGAAAGAGAAGCUGCUGCUUUCAAAUCAGGUACUGAAACUUGUCCUGGCAACCGACCAAAGAAAGAAGAUCAACAGCCGAGCACCCGUCCUAGCGGUGAAAAGCAAACUGAGGAGCAGAAGGAGGCAGUGAGUCUUCUGGUAGCUGCAGGAAAGGACCACAUGGAGGAGCAGCACUGCAGUGCAGAAUCAGCACUGGAGCCACACACCCAGUCCACAGGGACAGUGGGCAGGCCUUCCCCGGGCUGUUUAUCAUCGGGGGAUGCUGGCAAAGAUAACAGUUUGCUGCUGAGAGAAAAGCAGAUCUCUAAGGAUGCGGAAAAAAUAGAAGAGACAGCUGGCAAACCCGAAGUGAGAUUCUCUCCCAGGCCAAUGGUAGACACCUUGGUUUUAACAGAUGCUGAUUAUAUGCCUGCUGAUUUGGUUUCUACUGAUAAAGAUGUACAAGCUGAUAAAAAUCUUCUCAGAUCAAAACUUGUUGCUAGCUCUUCAGAAAUCACUAGUGGCCACUUCGGAAACAGUGAUUUAAACCAGCAACAGAAACGGCCUAAUGAUGACGAUGAUGAAAAAUCUUCCCAGGACAGAACUGCUUCAAAUGUAUGCUCUGAAAGUAGUAAAGUAUCCGAGCAUGAGAGUACUGCCCAUUCACAAGUAUGCAAGGAAAUGCAGAGAGCAGCAGGACAGGAGGAAAAGGUAAAAAGUGAAGAACAAGAAGAUGUCUAUCUCAGAUUUUUAAAUGGCAACAUAAUAGACACUGAAGAAUCAUUUGCAAACUUAGCAAACCAAGAAGAAUUUAACACUGUCCCAGAUAUUUCACCUGAACGAGCAUCUUACAACUCACUGGAAGCUUUAUCACUGGAUGACAGCUUUUCUUCUCUUGAUGAACUUGCAAGAAGGAUAGAGAUUGCUGAGAUUGCCCCUGCAGAAGGAUUGGUGUCUAUACUAAAGAAGAGAGAUGACAGGGAUGGAAAAACAAUUGCCCAAGUCCAGCAAAGGCAAACAAAGAGAAGAGUCCGGUUCCAAGAAAUGGAAGACACUUUCGAUCAAGAUGAAGUAGCUGGCGGCUCCUGUAUUUUGCUGAUCCUGCUGUGCAUAGCAACCGUUUUCCUUAGCAUCGGAGGAACUGCACUGUACUGCACCUUUGGUGACAUGGAAUCCCCUGUGUGUAAAGACUUUGCAGCCAACAUGGAUUUCUAUUAUACCCAGAUACUGCAGCGUGUGGAAGAACUUAAGCACUGGAUUGCCUUCUCGUAGCUGAAAUAGACUGAGACAGCACACUGACAGCUCACCACUGGUUGCUGGAGAGGCUAUUAAAAAAAACUGUGAUUUCAAGUUCUUUGUAACACUUGCCACCUGCAGGUGAUGUGCAUUUGAUGAUGUACUUACACUGUUACUUAGAAAUUGAGAAAAAUUCCCUUUCAGCAAUCAGGUGGCAAACUGUUCACAUCUUAAGGCGUAGCAGUGUGGUAUGGGAGAAUAACAAGUUAUUCUCUACAUCCUUUUAAGAUUAGACAAGCAGCUUUUCAACAGCUUGAGCAACUGAAGAAGAAAGAAGAAAAUUAACUCUCUUCUAUAUGCUCUCCCAUUGCCACACAUUGUGUAAGCAAUCUCUGAAAGCUUAGUUAAAGAACAGCUCUGAUUUAAAACUGUUUGUGCAAAGGUGUUGCCUCCAACUAUCAUGCAAUAAGUCUGUGUUUUAUGAAAACAUCAUUUUUCUUCUAAGUCUUACUAUUUUUCUCCAUUUUAAUUCUCCCGAUGAGCCAUGUAAUAAUUUGCAUGGAGUGAGAAGAGUGCAGCAGCAUUCAUGGAGCCCCCAUUCAGUGAUAACAGGCCAACCUGCACCUUACAGCAUACGGGGAACGUCAUGUGUGGGAUAAAUCUGCUGGCAGAUUUCACAUUGUUUCCUGGAACUUUACUCCCAGUGUUGUUUUAGAAAGAGGAGGAUAAAAAAGAAAUAAUUGGUCUCACUAAAUGCAGAAAAAGGAGCAAGAUGUUCAGUAAAUUAUUCACAUUAAUAGCAGAGUGGCUUUGGCCAAUUUUAAAGCACCUGGUUGUAGGUGUCAGGCUAGCUGGGAUUUCUGUCCAGCUAUGUCACUGACUUACAGUAAUCACUUUGUGCCUCAGUUUCUCCUCCAUAAAUGGGGAAUAAUGAUCCUUGCCUUUGUCUGUGAAUACUUAUUGCAAUUAGGGCUCAUGUCUGAUUCCCUACACUCCGGAGGAGCACACGGGAUCGCUGGACUGUGUGGUUGCAGCCUCUCACCCAGUGAGUUCCUAAUGUACAGUGAAACUGAUCCAACAGGAGGUGCUCAGAGGCUUGCUGCAGACCCACAGCCUCUAGGUAGUCCAGGGCGCUUGUUCCAGCAGAUAAAGCACAUUUGCAUCUAUUUGCCCUCCAGUUCUGAGACUUGUAAAAUCUGCUCUCUUUUUCUACCAGCUCUACAAACAAAAUUUAAAUCAGUAAAAAGAGUCAUUUUAAAUGGCUGUUUCUAUCACCUGGUGCUCAGCCCUUCCUGGGUGGUGUAUGAGAAAGACACUGACGUGACGGUGAAGGUCAGAACUGGUGACGUAGGCCCUUGGUCUGCGCUGUGGUCCAAGCACAGCAGCUGUCCUGGCACAGAGCCUGUUGGCCUGGCCCUGCUGCAGGCCUUGUAUGAGACGAGUCCUUCACGCCUCAGGAAACAGCAGUUUGCAGGGGGUCCACUUCGCUCCACUCCAUGGUUUCCAGCUUACUAACGUACAAUGCAGCACCUUCAGGUCAAGCUUAUUUUGUAAACUACCACAAAGUGAAAUCCUCGAGGCAUCGCUCAGAGUUAUAACAUUAAACAAUCAUGCUUUCUGGCAUCUGCAAGCCAAUUGUUCCUCUACUAGCGAGCUUGAUUGUUCCUAAUGCUUUGUUAUGCUUAACGGGAUUUUAAAGCAUAAGUUAAAACCAUACUCUUCUGAAACAAACUGCACAUAUGAUUUCUUUUUCAGUUCUCACUGCUGAGGCUUACUUGAUACCUUAGGAAGCCUCGUGUGGCAGCUCUUCAUUAAACAGUAAAUUUAAAAUGCCCCAAUUAAUGACAACGUUUGUUUUCAGAAUGUAGCUUAAGAACAGUAGUUUGGUGUAUUUUCAGCUGGUUGCCUCAGAGCAACUAGCUGUUUGUUGUAAAGCUGGACUGAUCUACGGGAGAAAGGGAGAGAUGCUUUUGUAUUUUAAAGAGUUACUGGCUGGUUCAGUUUAUUAUUUUAAGUCCUGAUUUAUGUAUUUAUUUAGUUUUUAUUUUAAAGAAAAUCUUAAUUUUUUUCUUUUUUGGUAAUUUGCUCACAGAGUAAUUAAAAAGCAUGCAUUCACUUAAAAUAUAUAUUUAUAGUGAUUGUGUAGUUAGAAUAUAUUUUGCAUUUCUGUAACUUCACAUUGAGUGUUUCAGGAUAUUAAGUUUAUUUCUAAAAGACAACUGUUGAUUUUAGCUUAAAAAUCUGUUUAAGUUUUUGUGCACUUCCUCACCAAAAAAUCAAGAGGUAUAUAUAGAACUAUUUAUUCAAAGGUAUAUCAGAUAUGAAGAUCAAAGAUCUUCUAGGUUUGUUUAAUUAGAACUAUUUAAAAAUAAUUAUUUUAUUUAAAACGGUAGAGCUAUUUAAAGUCAAAGCAAUUUUUGAUAAGUAGUUCAGAGAAAAUCUGUGGUCUGAAUCCUGGCAUGGCAACUUUGUGUUGUGUUCCCUGUGCAGAGUCUCGCUUAUAUCAGCAGAACUGCCAAUGAGAAGAUCACGGAAAGGUAGGGCACCGCUUCACCUGCACACACCGGAGGAAGAAUGAGCAGCCAGGUGUUCCUUGUAGCCCAGCUGCCUUGUAUUUGCACUGCAGUGUGAGCAUCUCUGCAGCCUCCAGGCCUGUGCCCAGGUGCCACUGCUGCAGAAUCUCUCAGGAUCUGGGGGAGCAGAUGGGGCACACACGCAUGGGCUGCCAGGCUCCUCUUCUGAGCUGUUGCAACCAAGUGCUCGAGUCUGGAUCUGAUUUCUGUUGGCAUUCAUUUGUGAGAAGAUGAUGGCACUAAUUCUUGCUUUGCCUGACAAUUGUCAGUAUGGUUUGCGUGGUCUGCACUACAUUAUCAGACUUGUGGUGAUCAACCAUAAAAAAUGUGCUUUGUUUGAAAUCCAGAGAGCGUGCAGGUUGGCCAGGUGUUGGCUAUCCUGUGUAUUCUGUUCCCUUUUGAUUGCUGGUGGCAUUGCUUCCACCUGGGUGGCCCCAGGGGUCAGAACCUUGGUCAGGGAGAUCUAAGCUAAAAGGGGAUUUGAACAGUUAUCCUCAUCUGAGGAGUUUGUGGUCAAGUAAUACUGAGCAACAGCUAAGACUGUUAUAAGUAGGAAGAAAAGAGUAGAAGCUUUUUCCUUCCCUUUUGUGCAUUGUAAAGCCCUUUGCAUUUAAGUUUUCACUGGAUAGAUGGUUGUUCUGCUAGGCAGAAGGAGAAACAGACCACUGUAAAAGCAUUUGUAGUCAGUAGGAAAAUUCAGGGAACGGUUCAGUACAUGAUAUUAGUUAAAACUCAUUUCUAGAAAGAUGACUGGAUGUUGGGUUGAUCAUUUGCCUUCAAAGGUGAAAGCUGUGACCACUUACCACCCGCCGCACUCCAUCAGAAACCCCAUCUUCCAGUUUAUCCUCUCAGUGUAAUGAUUUUAGAGAGGUUCUUGCAAUAGAUCAAAACCAACAAGGCUUUCUGUGUAUUCAAUGCACAGAGCCAAAAAGAACUUUCUGAUGGUAUAAUUAGCACCCUCACCCCAAGCAACGUGAAGUACACCAGGAAGAGCGCUGUGCUGUAGCAUAGCUGUGCUGUACCACAGUCUGGUUCCAAGCAGUGUCAGUGAGGAAGCAUUUUCCACAGCCCAGAUAUGCCAGCAGACAUUUGCAAUCUAGACACAGCUCAUGUUUUAAAAUGUUUUUCUAAUAUUUUGCUUUCAUACUUGGAAAAUACAUAGUGCUGGUGGCACACUGUGGGAAGUAGUCUGACCAAAGGGGAGACUCCUGUUCAAGGAUUUCUGUGGGUAAAGAGCAAGCUUGAAAUAUCAAAAGAGUGGAGUAGGUCAGAAGUCCAAAUUCUUGUGUGAUUGCACUUGAUAACCAAAGGGGAUGCUACCCUCCCAGGAAAAUAUGUUUGCCUAUUUUGUACCAUAAUGUAAAGCCAAGACCAUCUGAAAGGACUAAUAACUAUUUGUAACAAAUUUAGCUUCUUUAGCAAAAGGAGUAAAUAACUGUGUUUGAAACCAUCACCCAAGCUUGUAAUUUAAAUACUGUAGCAAAAAAUAAAAUAAAAAGUGUCCCAAAG
Phasianus colchicus (ring-necked pheasant) is the source of this 8470-nucleotide messenger RNA. NCBI's taxonomy places the organism in Eukaryota, Metazoa, Chordata, Aves, Galliformes, Phasianidae. The record is from RefSeq and is a predicted model, not a curated record.